UAUGCCUUAACCAAAGCAGUGGAGCUGUCUUCAUUUACUGGAAAUUACACUUACUCGUCUCAUUUUAGCCCGUUUAAGUACAAAAUUUGACGAUGAUUCACAAAUCUCACCUCACCAAAGAUUUUACGCUGUUAAAGUUAAAAGUAAUGUAUACCAUAGGAAGGUGCGGAGGUUGAAGAUUAGGAUAAAAAGUUAGUAGGAAGCCGGGCGUAUUUCUUUCCCAUCCUUAUGUGUCUUUGGAACGAAAGAUAAGGGAUAAUAUAUAAUCUUGAAACAAAAAAAUGCAGGAUUAGAUUAAUUUGAGUUUAGUUAGGGGUAUAAAUUAGUUCCGGAAUUAUUUAUCCCACCAUUUGUAUUAUAAUGAUGGGAUAAGGUAUCCCAUAUAUAUGGUGGGAUAACUUUGUCUAUCCCAUCCCCAUACCAAACAACCCCUUAGAGUAUGCAUUCUUCUUCUUGUUUUUCCUUUAUCUUUAGAUUUCUACUACUAUUUGUCAUUCUUUAGCCUCGAUAUCUUAUUUUCUUGUUGUUUUUGCUGCCUCUUUUUCAUUGUUUGUUCAGUCGAGGGUUGAUCGGAAAGAGUCUCUAGACCCCACUUAUGUGAUUACACUGAAGGGUCAUAUUGGAAUCGUGGCCAUCAACAAGCACUAUGUCUUCUUUAUUAUAGGGAUAAUUGAAAGGAAGCUUAGUGAAUAUUUAAACUCUUACUUGAUUACGGAGGGCAGAUUGUUGUAUUCACAAGUGGAUGGCGCUUGGACAUACAGAGGGAAUUGGCGAUUCAUCGAGCUGGAACUCUCGUCACUACGGUGAGACCAACUCCAGCCAGUAUCUUAGCGGAAUGUGGCACCGGUUCGUUUCAUGGGAACACCUACAUCCACAGCGGCGAGCCAGUACUCUCUUUCUCCAAUGUAUGCGACCCAAUUCACUGGUAUGAGAGGACCAAUCCUCUUUGUUGGGGUUGUUGAUGAUGACUGGCAAUAACGUCACACAACCUAGGAUAUAAAUUGAGCAGAGUACACUAUGGCGGUGUAUGUGAUUACUAAAUUCUUUAUACUAAGACUAAUUAGGUCCAAGGUCAAAUAAUCUCGUGUAAUUUAUCACUGUAUCAAUCAUUUUGUUUGACAAGUAAUUAAAGCUUAUUAAUUAAUUCACUCUAAUUUUGCUUCACAUCAAUGUUUCUUAAUUAUUCAUGGAAAUAUUUUAAAUAUUCCAAGGAAGCUAUCAACCUCACAUAUUCAAUUGAAUUGAAAAUGAUAGCCCUCUAAAAGUCUUUAUUCAAACUUUGGAAAAUAACAGUCUUAUUAUCCUCCACCUUAUUGACAAGAAUCUCAAUGACUAAUCACCUAAUCACCUUAACUCCAUUAUUGUUUUUCUAAAGUCAAGAAACCCCAUCAAGACACAAUUUUUAUCUAUCAAAUAUUCAAAUGGCCAUGAUGAACACAAGAAAGCUAUUUCAAAUAACAAACCAAUCUGCAGAUUGUAUCUAUGUUUGUGAUUCAACAUGUCCUUAUGCUUGUUAUCCAUAUGUAGACUUAGAUUAUUACAUACCUCCACCGCCGCCGCCGCCAUCGCUGCAGCCUCAAUUGAAUAGCAAACAUCAUCAGAACAUAUCACCUUAUGUUAUCAUCUCCGUUGCCUUGUUUGCUAGCUUGUUCCUUCUUGUCAGCUACUAUUUGAUCAUUGUCAAGAACUGCUUGAAUUGGAACAGGAGAAGAACCCCACCAACACAAGCAGGCUCUGAUGAAGAUUUUUUCGACGAGAAUCGAGCUCCUGAUAUUGAUCAUCCCAUUUGGUACAUCAACACUAUAGGUCUUCAGCCAUCUGUUAUUGAUAAGAUUACUAUUUUCAAGUACAAAACAGGAGAUGGUAUGGUUGAAGGAACAAAUUGCUCUGUUUGCUUGAAUGAAUUUCAAGAUGAUGAGUCUCUUAGAUUACUCCCAAACUGUAAACAUGCCUUUCACAUAUAUUGUAUAGAUACAUGGUUAAGAUCACACACAAAUUGUCCCUUGUGUCGUUGUGACAUUUUAUCAAACAGUUUGAAUGCACCUACAGUGGUUCCAGUCGAGCUUGACUUAGGUGCUAAUUUGAGUACCAAUGAAGAGAGGAUACUGGAAAAUGAUGAACAGAGAGAAGUGAAUAGUAACAAUGAGGUAAUUAUUGGCGAGAAUGGGGUUAAUCAAGAAGAGUUUUUGCAGGUUGAGAGGGGCUGUGGAGAUGGGGAAGUACAAUCAAUGAGAAGAUCAGUUUCAGUGGAUUCUUCAAUGAGUUCAAAUAGAGGGCUUGAUAAUAUGUUUGUGUUGUCAAGAAUGAGUGGAGGAGAAGAAGCUGUUGGUGAAAAUUCAAGUUCAACUCUGCAUAAAGAAGAACCUGUUUUGAUGAAGAGAUCAUUUUCUUAUGGUGGUAAAUCAUUUUUCUCAAGACAUAAUCGUAGUCGAAGUUCAGUGCUUCCAUUGUGAAACACCGCUAAGUUUCUUUCAGAAAACAUAGCUCCUUGGACUGUCAUCAGCAGGUGCUUGUGGUACAAAAAUUUUGGAUAAUACGAGUAACAUAGGCUAGGAUCAUAAAUUGUGAAUAACAUCAAUGUCAGGUUCAAAAGAGGACCAUUAUGAAACAAGAGGACGAUUAAGGAAUUUGGCAACCAGAUUGGAGGUUGUAUGCUAGUUUUAAGAUUGGAUUCUCAUUGGUUUGCAUUCAUUGUAAAUUUAUACAAACAAAUUUUAUUC
This is a messenger RNA of Solanum dulcamara, 2720 nucleotides long. RefSeq names its product E3 ubiquitin-protein ligase RING1-like. The transcript has a single exon. The coding region runs from base 1422 to 2453 and encodes 343 amino acids. NCBI's taxonomy places the organism in Eukaryota, Viridiplantae, Streptophyta, Magnoliopsida, Solanales, Solanaceae. The record is from RefSeq and is a predicted model, not a curated record. Gene Ontology annotation, molecular function: transferase activity. Gene Ontology annotation, biological process: protein ubiquitination.